AUGAGCGGUCACGCCGACGGGCGACGACUAAGUCGUGUCGAACCUAGCGAAAAUGCCCGGACGUUAGCCACUCGUACACCUGACCCUGACAAGUUAGCACGCCGACGGUCGAUCAGUGCCGCCGGGCGACGACUAGGUCGUGUCGAACCUAGCGAAAAUCCCGGACGUUGCAACCCAUGA
Molecule: messenger RNA, 180 nt
Organism: Ambispora gerdemannii
Lineage: Eukaryota; Fungi; Glomeromycota; Glomeromycetes; Archaeosporales; Ambisporaceae
Source: the annotation of a GenBank genome assembly